AUGAAAUUUAAUACAGUUGAUGGCUUUCAAGGCCGAGAAGUUGAUAUCUUGCUGCUUUCAAGAGUUAGAGUAGUUAGAUUUGAAGCACCCAUGAUUAACUCUAGCAAUCUUGGAUUUGUUGCUGAUGUUAGAUGGAUGAAUGUUUUUUUGACUAGAGCUAAACUUUCUUUAUGGAUUUUGGGUAAUUCAAGAACAUUACAGACGAAUCAGACCUGGGCAUGUCUUGUUGAAGAUGCAAAACAAAGAAAUUUGAUUAUAUUAGGAAUAAGGCCAUAUAGUCCCAUGUUUAAGUUUGCUUCAAAAAAUAGACCAGCUUCAAGUAAUUCUGAAAACAAAUCAAGUAUGUCGAGGAAUAUUGAAAAGGUUGAAGCAGCAAAUCAACAUGUAGAGACACAAAAAAAGAUUGUGAAACAUACUUCUGAAAGGAAAAGAAAAAUUGGGAUUGAAACACAAACUGUCACUAUAACAGGUGAAGGCGAUCGUGUUUUUCCACUAGCGAAGGAUGCUACUAAGGAUAAUAAAAGAAGAGUCAGGGAUAAAAGAAUCAUUACAAUAUAA
This is a messenger RNA of Fraxinus pennsylvanica, 558 nucleotides long. The record is from the annotation of a GenBank genome assembly. Lineage: Eukaryota; Viridiplantae; Streptophyta; Magnoliopsida; Lamiales; Oleaceae.